Schistosoma intercalatum is the source of this 225-nucleotide messenger RNA. The record is from the annotation of a GenBank genome assembly. Lineage: Eukaryota; Metazoa; Platyhelminthes; Trematoda; Strigeidida; Schistosomatidae.
AUGCAAUGUUUGGAUCACGGUCUAAAGACUGAACUGAGUAGGGAUGAUGAUGAUGAUGAUGAUGAUGAUGAUGAUGAUGAUGAUGAUGAUGAUGAUGAUGAUGAUGAUGAUGAUGAUGAUGAUGAUAUGAAAAAUGGUCAAAUCGGCGUUAGUGCAUCCGUUUUUAUAUUUUCUAAUAAUUAUUCACUACCAUCUUUUGAAUUUUUCUCUAAUGUUAUUUACUAA